AAAUUGAAUACGAGUAUGAUUUUAUAUUUUGAAACGCAAAACCGAGUUGAACCGAACUCAUUCAAGUUAAGUUGAGAUACAGGGUAACGGGGAGUUGUAGACUUGUAGUUAUUUGACUUGUUCGGACUCUUGUUAGUUUUGGUAGUUGAGAAUUGGAAAAUUCAACCGGCGGGGAGAUGGACGGCGGAGACGCGUUGGGGGGAGGGACAGUGACGUGUGCUUCAUGGAUCAGACGACCGGAAAACGCGCAUCUCCUGGCGGUCGGGAAGUCGACGCCUUCAUCGCUCGAGAUUUUCUCCUUUGAUCCCAAGACCACUUCCUUUUCUCCUUCUCCUAAGGCCAAGUAUUUGUUCGAGGAAGGAUGUUAUCCCGUCUGCAUUGCAGUGCAUCCCAGUGGAGACGACGUCGUUUGCUCAACUCCCACCGGCUGCAAAUUGUUCGAGUUGUGUGGGCGAGAAGAUAAUCUAAAACUAACGUGCAAAGAAUUCAAUCAUCUUCAAGAUGUGGGCCAACAAAAGUGCCUGGUUUUUAGUGUUGAUGGAUCUAAGUUGGCUUCUGGUGGAGCUGAUGGGCACUUUAGACUCUUUGAGUGGCCAAAUAUGCGCAGCAUUGUUGAUGAACCAAAAGCUCACAAGUCGUUCCAAGAUAUGGAUUUUAGUUUAGAUUCAGAGUUUUUGGCGUCUACAUCCACUGAUGGUGCAGCAAGAAUAUGGAAAACGAGUGACGGUGUUCCAGUGACAUCUCUCACACGAAACGCUGAUGAGAAGAUUGAACUUUGCCGCUUCUCUAAAGAUGGGACAAAGCCUUUUUUGUUCUGUGUUGUUCAAAAGGGCAAUAAGACAUUGAUUGCGGUUUGGGACAUCAGUGAGUGGAAGAAAAUUGGGCAUAAAAGCCUACUUAAAAAGGCAGCUUCCAUGAUGUCAAUUAGCUUUGAUGGGAAAUAUCUUGCUGUGGGAAGCACAGAUGGGGAUGUUUGCAUCAUUGAAGUAAAAAAGAUGGAGGUGUCCCACUAUAAUAGGAGGCUUCACUCUGGCUCAUACAUCACAUCAUUGGAGUUUUGUCCUAGCGAAAGGGUUGUUCUUACAACAUCUGCGGAGUGGGGAUUAAUAGUGACCAAACUGAGUGUUCCAGCGGAUUGGAAAGAAUGGCAGAUAUAUCUGUUGUUGUUGGGCUUAUUUUUAGCAUCAGCUGUGGCAUUUUACAUAUUCUUUGAGAACUCUGAUUCUUUCUGGAACUUUCCUGACCCGUCAACGAGGACAAAGAUCCACUCUGUACUUGGAGACUCACCGUCGUCAUCUGAUGAUCAAAAUGUGUGGGGAAGCUUUGGGGUGGAUAUGUAAUUAACUAAUUAUAUCCCAGAAACUAUUAUUUAGAUAUAUCUCCCACUAUUUAAAAGCUGGGGAUUCCAUGACACAGGAGGGGAAAGGCAUGAUAGUUUGUAUUGAACCACCCCUGUUAACAACUUCAAUAUAUUUGUACAUCAAGGGAGUGUUUGACAAAAUGUCGGUUCUCAUUUUGAUUCCCGUAUAAGAAUUACUC
Messenger RNA from Cuscuta epithymum, 1539 nucleotides. The record is from the annotation of a GenBank genome assembly. NCBI's taxonomy places the organism in Eukaryota, Viridiplantae, Streptophyta, Magnoliopsida, Solanales, Convolvulaceae.